GGGCUGUUUUGGAUUUCUGCGGCAUAGGAAAUACUCAGAGAAAAAUCACUCUCAGAAAGGACUUUUCCUGUUAAGGAAGCCUCUUUGGCUUAGGGAUAUGUAUAAACCGCUGAGUGCUACCCGCCAGAAAAACAUGGCCAAAAAGCUACACGACAAGACAUCUUCUAAUGAGGAUGAGAGGGCGCUCCGUGAAUCAGCCCGAAUACAGGACUCCGUGUAUAUAGAUAUGCCUGAUGGGGGAGAGGAAAGCGAGGUGUCCGAGGGGAACACAGAGUGACCCUGUCCUGCCUCAGGCCACCUGCAAAUCUUAUUUUCUCACCUUUCAGCACUGCAUGUGGAAUACUUUUUUUAAUUGAAAGUUAUUGAAUUUCAGUGUAAUUCCUAGGUUAAAGAAUAAGUCACUAUGAAUAUUGCCAUAUAUUUAGAACUAAAUAAUUAAAAACUGCAUUGUAUUAAAAUUUGUGGGAUGCAAAUAAAGCAGUACUUAUACAUAAAAAAAAGAAAGUUAUUAAAAUUGAUAAGUAAUUCUAGCCAUAUGGUAAGAAAUUAAAAUGUAAAUACUUAAAUACUUAUAUGUAAAUAACAAGGGCCAUGGGCAAGCAAAGUGGGACUAAAGGUGGGAUCUCUCACGGGAGCCAGUGGUCCCACAAGAGGCAAUGCGAAUAAAGGAUGAACACGG
This is a messenger RNA of Galeopterus variegatus (Sunda flying lemur), 679 nucleotides long. RefSeq names its product leucine-rich repeat-containing protein 37A2-like. The transcript is spliced from 3 exons. The record is from RefSeq and is a predicted model, not a curated record. The annotation marks the transcript as partial. NCBI's taxonomy places the organism in Eukaryota, Metazoa, Chordata, Mammalia, Dermoptera, Cynocephalidae.